Messenger RNA from Parathielavia appendiculata, 714 nucleotides. RefSeq lists its product as uncharacterized. NCBI's taxonomy places the organism in Eukaryota, Fungi, Ascomycota, Sordariomycetes, Sordariales, Chaetomiaceae. The record is from RefSeq and is a predicted model, not a curated record. The coding region runs from base 1 to 714 and encodes 237 amino acids. The transcript is spliced from 2 exons. Gene Ontology annotation, molecular function: RNA binding. Gene Ontology annotation, biological process: formation of translation preinitiation complex.
AUGUUCAAGAAAGACCUCCACGGCUCCCCAAAACAAAAACUCAAAUCCUCGAUCCAGCGCUCCAUCCGACAGUCCAUCUUGACAACCUACCCGCUGCUGACGCCGCACAUCGACGAGAUCCUCCCCAAGAAGUCGUCCCUCGAACUGAUUAAGCUGCCCGAGCGCGUCUCGCUCUACGUGAUCGACGGCCGCCCGGUCGUCUACCAGCAGGACAACAACGGCGUGCUGCUGCCGCACCUGCGCCUCGUUCACCGCUUUCCGCACUGCUUCCCAACGGUGCGCAUCGACCGCGGCGCCAUCCGCUUCGUGCUCAGCGGUGCCACCCUCAUGGCGCCCGGGUUGACGAGCAAAGGCGGGCGGCUGCCCAUUCCGGUUGAUCGGGAUGCUCAGGCGGCUGCGGCUGGUGGUGCUUCUGGUGACAGUAAGGAUAAGAAGGAGAAGGAGGAGGCUGCGGUGAAAGAGGAGGGAGGGGAGGACGACGAAGAGGAGGAUGGGGUGAAGGUGCCGAAUGAAGGCGCGGACGAGGACGGGCAUUGGAGCAGGGAGCUGGAGAAGGGAGAGCCGGUUGUGGUCAUGGCUGAGGGCAAGAAGGAGGCUUGCGCUGUGGGGCUAUUGGUCAUGGGGACCAAGGAGAUCAAGGAGAAGGGGAAGGGGCCGGUCAUGGAGGAGGCGCAUUUUCUGGGAGAUGGUCUUUGGCGGCUGAGCGUGGAGUAG